Manihot esculenta (cassava) is the source of this 983-nucleotide messenger RNA. RefSeq lists its product as uncharacterized. The transcript is spliced from 3 exons. The record is from RefSeq and is a predicted model, not a curated record. The coding region runs from base 614 to 940 and encodes 108 amino acids. Lineage: Eukaryota; Viridiplantae; Streptophyta; Magnoliopsida; Malpighiales; Euphorbiaceae.
UAAUUAGACUCAGAUUGCCGUUAUUAACCUUCAUUUCCCACAUCAAAACAAAUCCCCUUUUUCUUUAUGCUCAUUAAAGUUAAACAUGGCAAUUUUUUAGUAGUAUUAGAUUAGACAGCAAACACCAUUAAUAACUCACUCAUUUAAUGGUGGAAUUUGACCAUGUUUAAUAUUCUAAAUAUAGGAAUGAAUUAUGAUUGGUCAACCCUAUGAGCAUCCAAACUUACAGAGUAAACAAUAAUCAACAGUAUUAUGAAUUUUAACGCUUGAAUUGAUAUCAUUAGCUGUAAAAAUGUUAGCUCUUUUAUACAAGUUUUGUUUAUCUGCAGCAUAUUUGUAGUUAAGUCAAUUGACUCUUUUACGGAAAGUUUGGUUUUGCUUGAACUCAAAUUUUUAUUGAUAUAGAUCUAUGAUAAACUAAUACUAAUUGUUAUAUUUAUUUGAACAGAAGAAAAAAAAUGAAAAAACACCUUCUCGCUUAGAGCUUUUUCUUGAAUCCAGAAAGAGAAAGCAAGGCAAAGAAAUUGAUCCAAUAUCACAAGAAGCCAUUGAAAAGUUUCAGCAACUAAAGAAACAACGAGAAGAAGGACAAAUUUCACUGGAUGAUGAUGCUAUGUUUGCUGAUGUACUUGGGCCAGAAAAAAAUGGUUAUGUACGUGCUUAUGGUUCUGAAAAAAAUGUCACGGAAUAUUUUGGUGCUAGACCUACAAAGAUAGAACUACUUAGACAACUUGAUACUUCAAGAAGAGAAGCAAACGAGCAUGUCCAACAAAUUCAAAAAGAAGCAAGUGAACAAAUAAAUGAUGUUAAGAAGCAAAUGGAUGAGAAACUUGCAGAGAUGAAUAGAAUAUGGGAGCAGAAAUUCAAGAUGCUUUUGGAGAAAAACAAUAAUAUUGCAUCACUUAUGGAGGAUUCCCAAGAUGAUGAAAUUGGAGGAUGAUUUACAGUAUAUUUGAAGUUUUGGAUUUUGAAGCAGCCAGCAG